This is a messenger RNA of Phyllopteryx taeniolatus (common seadragon), 6428 nucleotides long. RefSeq names its product BMP binding endothelial regulator (gene bmper). The coding region runs from base 597 to 2654 and encodes 685 amino acids. Lineage: Eukaryota; Metazoa; Chordata; Actinopteri; Syngnathiformes; Syngnathidae. The record is from RefSeq and is a predicted model, not a curated record. The transcript has 18 exons. Gene Ontology annotation, molecular function: protein binding.
CACCCCAUAAAGGCACAUAUCGCAAUAUACAGUAAAAUACACUUUAUACAACCUGUUUAUUUAUGUUCAUUCUCUUUUAUUAUGUUUUUAUACAAUACACUUCUAUUUUUUUUUUUUAUUAAAAAGAAAAAAACAACUGGAACCGAUUAGUGGCAUUUCAAUGCAUUUCAAUAGGGACAUUUGAUUUGACGAGGUGCUCGUGCUUGCUCACAGAACAAAUGAAACUAUUGGGUUUGUGGUGAACUAAUCCAGCAAUGCUGUUCAUUUAGGGCUGCUGGGGCGUCUUUUUUGGUUCCUAACCACUGCUUGCUGGACUUUUGCUGCCUCCGCUGGGCUGCAGCAUAGCACGGAGAAAGAGGAGGAGGCGGAGGAGGAGGAAGUCUUUCUUCUCUUCGCUGCGGACGGAUUCUACCAGGAACCUCUGCUCACGUCGAGCGGCUUCUGGUGGCUUCUAAACCGGGCUUGGGUGGCGCGCCAUGCGCAUGCACGCCGGCUCCAAAGCUUCUGAGGACGCCUUCUUUUGUUUUUUUGGGGGUUUUUUUUUUUUUGCUUCUUAAUUUUUGGGGAUUAUAGUGAACUCGGAGCUUCUUGUCAGGAUGUCGCCCGGCCGCCGAUCCUCCACCUGCAGGCUCCUCGCCGGCUUGCUGCUGCUGCUGCUGCUGCAGGCGGUGCUGCCUGCAGCCGCGCUCAUCACAGGCACAGAGGCCAGCUGUGAGAACGAAGGCGAGGUCCUGCACAUCCCCAACAUCACCGACAACCCCUGCAUCACCUGUGUCUGUCUGGAGGGCAAGGCCGACUGCAAGCAGGAGAAAUGUCCGCCCGUGUCUGAAGAUUGCGCCCUGGUGGUCAAACAAAGCGGCGCAUGCUGCGAGAGGUGUAAAGGUUGCAUGUUGGACGGACGAGCCUACAACAGCUCAGUUACCUGGACCAGCGUCACCAAGCCCUGCAUGACCCGGCGCUGUCAGGAAGGCGUCAUCACCGAAGCACAGGUGCAAUGUGUGGUCCACUGCAAGAACCCCAAGAUCCAUCCCAAAAAGUGCUGCCCUACAUGCCCCAGCUGCAUUUUCGAGGGUCGUCUGUACAAAGAGAAGGAAGAGUUCAGUCCUGAAGGCAAACCCUGCAUCAAGUGUACUUGCACAGGGGGACGCACUCUCUGCAUGAAGGAGGCCUGCCCUGUCCUUUCCUGCCCUGCCCACCUCAGCCACACCCCUCCUGGGCAGUGCUGUCCCAAAUGUCUCGGUCAGAGGAAGGUGUUUGACUUGUCUCAGGGGAGUUGUCUGUUCCACAGCGAGGUCUUCGAGAACACCACGUCCUUCGUUCACGACAACUGCACCGAGUGCACGUGCAAGGACUCCACCGUGGUGUGCAGGAGGCGCUGCUCGCAAGCCGGCAGUUGCCAUGGCGACCGCUGCUGUGACGACUGCUUGUCCUACGUGAAGGUGGACGACGUCAAGUACUGCAGAGUACGCAAUAAGAUCUACAGGGAGGGCGACAUGUGGUCGUCAGUGAACUGCUCGUUGUGCGCGUGCGUGACAGGCAGCGUCGAGUGUCGGCCAAAACAGUGUGUACCAAUCACCAGCUGCCCCUCGAACAAGAUCCUCAACCGGACCGGCUGCUGUCCAGUCUGCACUGAAAAGCCAGGCGUGUGCACCGUGUUUGGCGACCCGCACUACAACACCUUCGACGGAAGAACUUUUAACUUCCAGGGAACGUGUCAGUACGUGCUGACUCGGGACUGCGGUGGCGGUACCGGCAGCAACGCCAUAGCCAAUAAUGGCGAGUCGAGCUUUACGGUGUUGGUGAAGAACGACGCUCGGCGCACCCGCUCCUUCUCCUGGACUCAGUCGGUGGAGGUGCGUCUAGGAGGGCUGGUCCUGGGCCUCCACCAGCACCUGACCGUGCGCAGGAACGGCACCCGCAUCGCGCUCCCCUACCACGGGCCUGGCGUGCACAUCGACCUGGACGGAUACCUCCUCAAGCUUACCACCAUCGCAGGUCUGGAGAUUACUUGGGACGGCGACAGUUUCGUGGAGGUGGUGGCCGCCCCGCACUUGCGUGGGCGCCUCUGCGGCCUGUGCGGCAACUACAACGGGCACAAGCGCGACGACACCAUGGGCGGCGACGGCCACUUCAAGUUUGAUGUGGACGAGUUCGCCGAGUCGUGGCGCGCGUUGGACAGCAACGAAUUGUGCGCGCAGCCGGCGCCCCACCGCCGCCCCACCUCCUUCCUGUGUCCCGGCAGCGUCAAGGUCAAAUUCCGCGCCCACCGUGAGUGCCAGAAGAUCAAGUCGUGGGAGUUCCAGAAGUGUCACCGCGUUGUCGACUUCGCCACCUUCUACAGGUCUUGUGUGACGGACAUGUGCGAGUGUCCCGUGCACAAGAACUGCUACUGCGAGUCGUUCAUCGCCUACAGCCGAGCGUGCGAGCGAGAGGGCGUCCCCGUUAUCUGGAAGCCUGACGCCGCCUGCGUGGCCACGCAGUGCAAGCACGGCGCCGUGUACGACACAUGCGGGCCGGGCUGCACCAAAACCUGCGACAACUGGAACGAGAUCGGGCCGUGCCACAAGCCCUGCGUGGCCGGCUGCCACUGUCCCGCCAACCUGGUUCUUUUCCAGGGACGCUGCAUCCGACCCCUGGCCUGCCCCGGACGGUGACACAGGCACCGGUCCGGGGGUGCGGAGUGAGGAAAACGCAUCUCGGACUUGAUGAGAUGCGGCGCAAGUACUCAGGGUCCAAGUAAUCCCCUUUGAAAAAAACACUCAGGAGAGGAAAUUGUGGGAGAACGUUCUUGUCUCGGAACCUCACGGGACUUUUGGACUCUUUAAGUCGUGUGGACCUUGUCUGAAACGGACGAGGAGCUUUUAUACAGGCGAAACAGAUUUAUGACAAGCUUUUCUACAAUUGUUAUGUGUUGAUACUGUUAAUUUAUAUAGCAAAGGUGGUAGCGCGGGUGAGGAGGGCACAGCUAAGAAAUGGUUUACAGUGAACCCCUGUUCGCACAAAGCCAGGCAAAGGGAAAGUCGAUCCACAGGGCUGCACUGUAACUCAGCUUGAACAAAAGCGAUUCAGCGGAUGCUUGGGCGAGUAACAAAACUUGACCCGUACUGACUUCAGGUUGUCCAAAGGCUUCAAGCGGAAGACUACGAUGCUUUUACGUGAAUGCCUGUUCUAGGAGUUCGCUUUAUAGUUGGGCUUCUGCUGUGUGGUUUGUCAAGUAAAGAUCCUGUUUCGAGAAACUUGCCAUGGAUAGCGUAAAUCGUACCACUAAGCAUGGGCCGGUUACCGUUAGCAAGAUAUACUGCGGUUCUAAAAAGUCACGGUUUCAAAAACGCUAAAACAUUCCAUCAGCAUAGUAAAAUCUGACAUCUGCCUGAUGGUUACAUGCUCAUUGUUCUAUAUUAGAAGUGCAACAACUAAUCGAUUGAAAUGGAAACUAUUUUGAUAUUCGAUUCAUCGUUUCGAGGCAUUAACUUAAAAUUGUCCAAAUCCUCAGAAUUUCAGCCUCUCAGCAGUAAAUAUUCUCAAAUUUCUGUCGUCCUCCAUGAAAGCACACUGAUUAUCUUUGUGUUUAAUCACAAUAAGACUUUUGCGAUAUCUGCUCUUACUUUGGAAAACAACGAUCAACCUUUUUGCCCAUUUUCUGACAUGUCACGGACCAAACCAGUUUAUGGUAAACUUACUCAUUUAUUAUGAAUCAUAAUCAAUUUAUGUUUGUGCAUUUUCUGCAGUCAGUUUGGGAUGUCCUGUUUUUUAAUAAAGGGAUGGAAAUUAAAAGAAUUUAAAAAUCAGAUUCACUGAUUAAUCGAAAAAAAUAGUGGACAGAUUAAUCAAUUAUUGAAAUAGUUUUUAGCUGCAGCCCUUCAUUAUUUAUUAUACGUGUUGACUUUUCACUGCAUUUUAAUCCAUAUGUAUAUCUUUUCAAUACUGUACAGUAUUCAUAUUCAUGUAAAACCCCAUUUAGAAAACAAUUGGAUGUUCGGCGAUAUAGCGGGGGUUCACUGUAAAGGGACAAAACAAAGAAAAAGCUAUUUAUGUUUAUGUAUUGUGUGUACUUUUGUGUGCCCAAAUGUGACUCGUGUGUUGUUGUUGUUGAAAAGUACUGUAGCAUCUUUGUGGAAGGUGUUCUUUGGAAAAGGAAAAAAAACACCUUACCUUCAUUAUUUAAGAGCCACAAUAUAAUCUUUUAACCAAUUGAACUAGUGUCUUCUCUCCAGCCUUCAAAUCAAACACAAAAGUUGUUGUUGUUUGUUUUCAUAUUUUCCUACUGAGAGCUUUUCCGACCAAUCAGAUUUUAGAUUCACCACUCGCUCAAUUUUCCCGUCCUCUGAUUGGUUGAGCUCAAAAUGUGCGUGAGAUUGAUUUACUGAGGAGGAAGACGUCGGACAUGAUUCAACAGUCUUUUUCCAGGCACCGCAUUGUCAAGGAAAAACUCGACUUUGUGAGGCUUGGUCAACCACAAAUACUUGCUCUCUGGCCUGUUUCAACGAGGAAAAAUUAUUUUUGUUUCAUUUUUUGGGGCACUUUCAGAAUAGCAUGUAUGAGCACGACAGCUAGCUUACAGCGGGAAGCAGAAAAGGAAGGGAAGUCCAAUUCCGUCUGUUAGCAUCUCCGCUGCGGUUCGGGCGAGGGGUUGUCCUUGGAGGGCGACGUCUUGGCGGCGACGCCCGGCUUGGUGGGGGCCCGGAACUGAGGUCCCGGCUGGUUGCUCCGCACUGCCUGCUGCUCGAUGCGUGCUUGGAUCUUACUGCUGCCUUCCGCCCUGAACCGACGCACGAUGGACAUUAGCCACAUCUUUGCUGCCCUCGAGUGAACCAACCUCAUCAUUACGAGGAAUGAGCUUUUUUUUAAAAUGGGGUUUUACAGUAUAUUGUUCCCCUACAUAGUUACCGUUUUGCUUUAACAAAUUCAUCCAGCCGCGCAAUUUUUGUGGGGAACCUAUCCUCCAUUAUUCACGGAAAAAACUCCCCAAUUUUUGUGCUCAGACCAAAGCAAAAAAAUUUAUUACGCUGCUGUUUGUUAGGUUUUAUUCAUUUAUGGUGUUUUUUUUACCAUCUGCGUUUGAGAUGUCCUGUUUUCUUGGAGGUCCUUGAAUAUACCUCGUGGGAGGGAACAGUCAAACUGAAAAUUGAAAGUUUUGUUUUGUUCUGUAUGCCUCCCGAUGCAGCUAAUAGUCUGUGAAGUUUACUUUCCCGUUACAAUUUUCCUGUACUUCCCAACAUUUAAUAUUGUGUGUAAACGCCAAAAGAUGAGUUUAAUCACUUCAAUUGUUCGUGUAAAGUGCUAAAACAUGUAUUUGUUGGCACAUGUGUGACGUCACAUCAGUUUGUGCUAGCGUCUUAUAUCAAUUCCCGGCCAGUGCCCGGGGAAAAAAAUGUGUGUUGAGUCAGAAUAAAUCAUAUGACUCGCUUUGGCAACCCCCGAUGGGACAAACCGAAAGUCACAACAUGGUAGCUAAUACUAUUGUUGAGCCUGCUGUGAAAGUGGUUUGUUUGUGUUGAAGAAUUUAACUACUGAAUGCAGUUCUGUAUGUAACAUGACUUCAUGAUUGUGUACAUACUAGAUGCAUGUGUGUUGCUGAUUAUUCUUUGUCUGCAUUGUUACAGAUCGCAGUAAAUAAAUCGAUCCAUGCGGAAUUAUCAUUUUGUCGCACAGAUGCACGCUAAAUUCAUGUUAAUAUAUAAUGUGAAACGCCAAAGACGGGCUUACAGGAAUUUAGCCGCGAUAUAGCAAGGGAACACUGUGUGUAUUAUUAUAUUAAUGUGUCAAGUGGCGCGCUCACCUGGUUUUCUUGACCUGGAUGCUGCUGCUGAGCUUCUCCAGGACGAAGCUGCCCGUGUCGUGAUUGAUGAUGAGCACGCAGUCCUUCUGGUACUGUCGCUUGUUGCCUUUGAACACCGUCAUGGGCGGCGUGGAGCCCUACGACAACAACUUCAACACACUUUUCGAGCAAAUAGAAACCACGCGUUUGUGAGGAGGCGUACCGGAAUGUGGGGCAGUGUGAUAGUGACUUCGUCUCCUUUGCCCACGUGUAGCUCUCCUUCACAGCUCGUGUCGAUGGAUGCCGGUUUGAAAUCAUCUUUUAGAACGAGAAUAAUUCAAAUGACCAAUUAACUGACAGAAAGUUUUAAACUCCUGCUUUUUUGAUAGUCAUAUUGAACAGAAUAAUGUUGGACCAAAGCUUAACUUCCCCUAGGUGGCGCUGUGUUGUUUCCUUUUUUAUAGUUUGUUUUCCAUGUCUAAUUUCUAGUACUUGAGUAUUUCUCUGUGCUUCUCAUAUUUUUUUUUGCUAAUGCUCUCAAAUAUUUUUGUCGUAUUUUCAUUUGGCUUAAUGUUUGUGUAUUUUUUAAUAUCUUUAUUUUCUCGUUGUAAAAGAGGUCCCAUCCAAUUCUGGUGUUGCAUUUCAAAAUAAAAGUCCCCAGAAAUCAUCA